CUCAUCAAACAUGGCGGCGCGCGGAGCAUAUCCGAUCACGUGACGCGCUAUGGCUGCCGGAAGUGAAGAUGUUCGGUGCCCAUGUGAAGCGCCGGCUGAAGGAUGCUCUGCUGGUCCUCGGGGGCGGAGGUCUCCUCUUUUCCUCCUAUCUUACUGUAAAAGGGGAUGAACACUUUUACGCGGAAUGUCUUAUGCCAGCAUUGCAGAAAGUGGUAUCACCUGAACUGGCGCACACGCUCUCCGUAAGGUUUGCAGCUCUUGGACUGGUCCCACGAUGUGCGCAGCAUCACUCACAACAUCUGGAGACAACCGUCCUAGGUCACAAGUUCCGCAACCCAGUGGGCCUGGCUGCCGGGUUUGAUAAGCACGGAGAAGCUGUAGAUGGACUCUACAAAAUGGGGUUUGGUUUUGUGGAAAUCGGAAGUGUUACCCCAAACCCUCAGGAUGGAAACCCGAAGCCCAGAGUCUUUCGCCUUCCUCAAGACAAAGCCAUUAUCAACAGAUAUGGAUUUAACAGUCAUGGUAUAGACGUGGUUCGCCAACGAUUGCUGCAGAGGGCAGACAAGCAGAGGAUGCUUACAGCUGAUGGAAUGCCACUAGGUGUAAACCUGGGAAAAAAUAAGACCUCGGAGGAUGCGGCUGCUGAUUACACAAGAGGAGUACGUGAACUCGGACCCCUGGCAGACUACUUGGUUAUCAAUGUGUCAAGCCCAAAUACCCCAGGCCUGAGGGAUCUUCAAGGAAGAGAACAGCUGCACCAUCUGCUGGCCAAAGUAGUAAAGGCUAGGAAUGCCUUGCCUCGUGAACACAGGCCUGCAUUACUUGUGAAGAUUGCACCUGAUCUGUCCCUACGUGAUAAGGAGGACAUUGCGAGUGUAGUGACCCAGCUUGGAAUUGAUGGUCUGAUAGUCACCAACACAACAAUUAGCCGCCCUUCAACGCUAAAGAGUCCUUCUAGCGUAGAGACGGGUGGGUUAAGCGGAGCUCCACUUCGAGACAUGUCUACAGAAACUAUUAGAGAAAUGUAUGCUUUGACCUCAGGUCAGGUUCCCAUCAUUGGUGUGGGGGGUGUCAGCUGCGGAUUAGACGCUCUUCAGAAGAUCCGUGCAGGCGCCUCUCUUGUUCAGCUAUACACAGCACUUACUUAUCAAGGACCCCCCAUUAUAGGAAAAGUGACCCGGGAAUUAGAGACGUUGCUUACUGAACAAGGAUUUUCCAGCGUCUCUGAAGCAGUGGGCGCAGAUCAUAGAUCCCAAAGUCACAACUCGGCUGCCAAAUCCUAAUGAAAAUCCACAGCGUUCCGGUAACUUUACAGGUGGAGGAGACUGCUGUGCAGCAGUGAUGCGAUGCAAGUUGUUUGGAAGCCAGGUCCUUAAUAAAGUGAACUUUGCGUUGCCGCCCUCUGUACCGGGAAGUAUUUAUUAGGCCACGCAACAAUGACUGACCAAUAUCUGCAAGCAUCAACGACCAAGUCUUCACAUGGGAAGAAGGAUGCAAGAUGUCUACGGGUGUGGACUUUAUGGACUAAAUCACUUCAAUAAAAUUAUUUCAUCAGA
Messenger RNA from Bufo gargarizans (Asiatic toad), 1556 nucleotides. RefSeq names its product dihydroorotate dehydrogenase (quinone) (gene DHODH). The transcript has 9 exons. The record is from RefSeq and is a predicted model, not a curated record. Bases 69 to 1283 code for a protein of 404 amino acids. Lineage: Eukaryota; Metazoa; Chordata; Amphibia; Anura; Bufonidae. Gene Ontology annotation, molecular function: dihydroorotate dehydrogenase activity. Gene Ontology annotation, biological process: pyrimidine ribonucleotide biosynthetic process; 'de novo' pyrimidine nucleobase biosynthetic process. Gene Ontology annotation, cellular component: mitochondrial inner membrane; cytoplasm.